CCUCCAGCUGGAUCCAUAUUGCAGAUAGUGGGAUGUUUGGAUGUGGCGGUGAGCUGCGUCUCUUCUCCUGUAACGCCCUGAAUAAAGCGCUUCUAACCUCUUAUCAUGUAGCGGCCGUGUUCCUGCGGUGUGUCCGGACUGUCCGAGUGUCGGUGGAGUGGAAAAUCCCGGGAUUUGAGGAGACUGGGAGCGUGUGAAGUGUUAUUAAUGAAGAUGAUGAGGAUGUGCACACAAUUUCUGCUGCUGCUGAGCGCCUGUCUCACACCCAACCUCGUCCACUCUGAGCUCUCUGUACCUCAGACUGUGUCGGUACAGAAGCACCUGGAGUCCCAGACGCUGACGCUGUCAUGGCGGAGUGAAGCCUCACACUUCGACGUGGAGAUUUAUCUUACUGAAAUCAUGGAGCUCGUCCUCAACGAGAGCAUACAGGUGGAGGCGGACUCUAAGACGGGGAGUCAUGAUUGGUCAUGGCGCUCGGCUGUGCCGCUGGAGUGCACCUCCCGCUCCGUACGCAUCAGAGCGCGACACGUGGACGCAGUGAGCCAGUGGAGCCCCCUGCUGACUAUCCUCGGUAUGGACAUACCGGACCAGCCCGAGGCUCAGAUGUACCCUCAAGACCGCGUGUUGGAGGUGGGCGGGAACGUGACGGUGUGCUGCAUCACUCCGGAGGGCGUGGCCUUUAGCAGUAUAGCGUACGGGAAACAGGACGUAACUGUGAUCAGACUGAGCCGCAGGAGCUACAGCGCCACCAUCACCCACCUGCAGAAGUCCUCCUACACCGGCACCAACGCCGUCUGUUUCUCCAACACCUCCAUCCUCACCGGCACCGUGCUCUUCAUCGGCUACCCCCCAGGUGAUGAGGGUCUGCAGUGUGAGACGCGGGAUCUGCAAUCAGCCGAGUGUCGCUGGAGCAGAGGACGAGAUACGGGCUUAAUGAAACGUGAUUUACUCACCAAAUACACACUGAAUAACAGGAAUUGUACUGAGGACAGAAGAGACCGGAAUCAGUGUCGUUCUGACCGCUGGGAGAGCAGCUGGACUCUGGUGGCCAAGAAUCCCCUGGGAAUGGUCCAGCUUUCUGACUCCGCCCACAUCGAUCAGCGCAUACGUCUGUUGGCCCCGGUGAACGUGAUGUCGGACGCUGAGGCGUGGAAGGCCCGAGUUAGGUGGAGCUGGACGGUGGAGGCCUAUAAAACUCUGUCCCUGCUGUGUGAGGUGCAGCUGGACAGCGGAGGACACGCCCACACUCGUAACUACACCGGAGUGGGACUAUCCUCCGUGGUGUUGGACAGCCUGAUGCCGGACACUGAGUACUCCUUCUCUAUUCGCUGUGCGUCUCUGCAGUAUUUCUGGCGUUGGGGAGACUGGAGCGCCCCCUACAGCCUGCACACACACAUGGACCGACCUAAUGCUCCAGAUGUGUGGGUGUGGAGGACCAGUGAAAACAUAGGACAAGUCGUGUGGAAGGCGCUCUCGCCCAGGGACAGUCACGGUGCUCUGACAGCGUACGAGUUGUCUCAGAGAGACGGAGAGGAAGACGGGUGGACGACUGUCUCUCUCCCUCCCAGCGUGUUCAGCACUCCCAUCAGCCUUAGCAACAGCAGUGAUGUCACGGUUGCCGUGGCAGCACGGAACCCGGUCGGUCUCUCUCAGCGCAGUACCAUCACCGUCCCACAAUACACUGCAGACUCGGAGUUGUCAGUCUCUCAGCUGCUGGGUCAUGGAGGAGGUUUAACUGUUUCCUGGAACAGCAAUCACAACUCCACCCAAGCCUACGUGCUGGAGUGGGUGCCCACCUGCUGCCCCGCCUCCUCUGCCUGCUCCGUCCAAUGGGAGAGACUUUCACCCUCCAACACCAGCACCGUCAUCCAAUCAGAAUCCCUGGACCCUGGAGUGCAGUACACAGUAUCUGUUUUCGCUUUGCUUCCUGAAGCUUCUGUCCUGCUGCAGAGAGGUUACGGAUACGGACAGGAAGAGGUUCCUUCUCUGUCUGUAGGAGAUCUGUCUGCUCUUCAGUCAGGAUCAGACGUUGUUCUCUCCUGGACUCAUGUUCCUGUGUGUCAGCAAAAAGGCUUCAUCCUCGGACACACUGUUUACAGGGCUGACGCCUCCUACUACAGCCUCAUAGCUAAUCUGACUGAUCCUGCGUUGAGCUCGUACACAGUAAAGAGCGUUCCUCUGGGCUCCUACAAGUUCACGGUGAGAGCGUACACUUCCGCUGGAGAGGGAAUGGAGUCCACCGUCGCCAUCAAAACCGAGUCUAACACUGAUAUGAUGCUGGUGGAGAUCCUGGUGGCGUUGGGAGCGAUGUCCUUCUGCCUCAUCAUCAUCACCACCUUCUGCUACAAGAACAGAGAAUGGGUGAAGAAAGCCUUCUAUCCUGAGAUACCCGGCCCCAAACUCACCGGAGACUGGUCAGCUCCACCGGGUCCUCUGGACUUAAAGCCGCCCCCGCACAGUCUGGUGCACAUCGUGGAGAGUCCGGAUAAGGAGGGUCGGGUCAUGGUGCCGGGUGGGCAGGAAGAACCGCACCACGACGACGAGGACGAUAACCAGAACGUUGAAAUGGACACGGACUCGGACGAACCUGCGCUGCUGCGCUACUACAACCAGCUGGUGAGCGACACCUCCGACUGCUCCACCAGCUCCACCAGCUCCACGGAUUCGGCGCAGACGCAGGUGACCUACACGGGAAUCCAAAGCCCCGCCUACCGGCCCCAGAAUCAGCCCGAAGCUCUGUUUGAGUCGGAGCCGCAGGAGGAAAGCCCAGGCGUGGGCUACAAGCCGCAGUGCUCGUGGAGACCCGAUUCUCCUGAAAACCAAAACCUCUGCGAGUCUCUGGGAAGCCCGACCUCCGUCACGUCGUCACAGUUCCUCAUCCCGGAAUCCUCGGAGGAACAUCCGGAGACGUCGGGAAGCUGGUUCCAAAACCUCCUCUCCGGAAAAUUCUAGUUAGCAUUAGCGUUAGCUUUAACGGUCAGACAUCACUACUACUCAUUACAGGCAUUAUGGGAUGGAUUUCUCAGAUCCUUCUCAAUUUGUGUUGUUUCUGUUAAAGGACGUUUAGUGUUAAGGACACUUCAGCUUCUCCUCACUAACCCUGCGUUCCUGCCUGAGGGAGCGUGCUAGGGUCCGGCAGCGAGAGAGAGAAAAUCUGUCUUAUUCAGAAAGCAGCGUAAAGCCGCCAUCUUCCCCUAAUGAUGGACAGAUUUCUGAAGAUUUACUCGGCCUUGUGACUUAAAAAGCUUGGCUUCUUUAUCGUAGAUCAUUGUAUUGGUGUUAGAACACUACUGUACUGCAGAGACUAGUGAGGAACAUUUCAGCUAUAAAGGAGCAGUUCAUCCAACCGGCUAAUUUAGCUAACAUUAGCAGCUAAUAGCCACCAGGUUAGCAUCAGGCUAAACUCUCCCUGGGGGCAUUACAUUUUUAGUUGAGCUGUAAAUAUAUAUAAAUAUAUAAAUGGAUAAAUAUAUAUAUAUAUAUAUGUCCUAUAGAGGGCGCUGGGCUGAAUUACAUAGCUGUUAAGUGUUGUGAUUGUCACUGAACCUGUUGGGCAUUCUGAAGCCCUCUGAGGUCUGAUGGACAGGUCACAUUAGCUCUGCUAUAAGCUCACUGAUUUUAUGGCAUUAUUUGGAAAAUGAACAAAAAGCAAACUAAAACAUGAGGGCGGGGCUAACAGAGGAACCAAUCAGGUAACAGUACACUUGAUUGAUUGCCUUUGUAACACUACAGUGCUUAUUUUUAAAUAUUUUUACCAAGUGCUUUGACUUUAUUGCCUUGAAGUAUUCAGAUUCUUAGCUUUCGCGUUCUUUGACACAGGACCAGACCCCCAGUGAUGUCUGUUUACGCUUUAUACCUUUCUCUGCUUCCAAAAAGUUUUUAAGGUCUUAAAGCUCUUUCAAGAAAUAUUUCUGAAAGUUGCACGUUUAAAAUGCAUUUAUAGGAACCGUUCAGCAAAAUCUAAAAUGUCCACAAUGUUCUCAAUAAUGUAGCCGGUUAGUCAAGACAUGCUGUUUAUUUAGCGCUGAAGUUAUGAGGCUAAUGUAGCUAAGCAUUGGAAGUCACCCAAAAUCUCUCUAGAACCCUCUAGGUCCUAUCCCAUAGACCACACCUCAUAGGCCCUGCCUGUAGACUUCACACUCAUGGCCCUGCACCUUAAUUCUUGUUCUGUAGUCCCACCCCCAUGAUCUCAUCUCAUAGGCCACACCUCCUAGUACCCUACAAUUUAUUCCCAAGGCCCUACCGAUUUUGUCCUGUCCUCGGGGCCCUAUAUGUCACCUCCUUUUCCCCACCCUAGGUCCCAUCCUAUAGGUCUCUCCCUCUCCAUCCUGUCCCACAGGCCACUCCUCCUAGGCUCCGCCCCUAUACUUCAUCCUCAAUGCCCCACCUCUUAGACCACCUAAGCCUCACCUCUUAAUCUCCAUGACCCACUCUUGAACCACACCCCUAGAUCCUGUUCCAUAGUCCAUACUUCCUAGUAAUGUCUCUCAUUAUUUAUUUUGGGAGGCUGAAAUAGACCUCAUUAGCAACAUUAGCCUCCUUAGUGACAUUAGCAUAACAGAAGACAUGUCCUAUCUGAUUGGUUCACUUUGUGUUAAAGGUGUUAAUGUUUAAAUGUGUGUGUGUGUGUGUGUGUGUGUGUGUGUUGAGUUAGUUACUUAAGCUUUAAAUACUACUGUGAGAUUUUACAAAGGUCAUAUAUUUUAUUAUGGUCACUAAUUUUUUUUUUAAUAAUGGUACAGCACCUCGACUUUAUUCUCUGUGUGUGUGUGUGUGUGGGUGUGUGUGGGUGUGUGUGUGUUUUUAGAGAUUUUGCUGUGAAGCUCAUUCAGUGUUUAAGUUGCUUAAAAGCUGCCUAUUUUUUACUUAAUUAAUGAGUUAAUCAGAUUAAUUUUUCUCUCUGAAAUGUUUGAUCUGACACGCCAUGUCCCAAUCCUCUUUUUAACACUUCCCCUUAUUCCCUUCCCCUUGAUUGAGUCCCCCUGCUUGUAAAGACUUUUUCACUUCAUUACUUUAGUGAAGUAUGGGAGAUGAGUGUUGGAUAAAGAUCGAGUCGACAUCACUGUGGACUACUAAAGCAUGUUUAAUUACCCAGAAUGCACUGCUGCCUUCCAGCACAAUUUAUUUUUCAAUAUGGCUGACAGAUCUUUUUCAAUUUCAAACUGGAAUGAUAAAAUACGUCGUUUGUUUGCAUUUCCUGCGUCUGUAUACAACAGCUGAGAGAACUGUGCUAAUUGACUCUGAUAGCUAAUUAGCACGCUAGCUAGUGAACGAGUCGAUGUGACUCUGUGUGACUGCGAGGGAACCUGAGUGCACUUCAGAGAGUCCUGCUCUCUGAUUGGUUGCUGCAGCAGGUUUCUGGGUGACAUGGGGAAGUGGACGAGGGCGCAGUGGUGAUCGACCUGGAAACGUAAGAACACUAAUUAGAAGCUGUUAUACGACUCGUUCACUUGUUUGGAAGCUGAUCUUACUCUUUAUUUUUAUUCACUCAUUAUUAAGCUGAUUUAAAUGUAAAUAUGAUUUGUUUAGUGUGUGUUUAGGGUCAUAUAUUGAGCAUGUUACUGUUAUGAGGGGUGGUGUUCUGCUCGGGUGGAGGUUCCCUCAGUAGGCAGCGUGAGGAGGCAGGUGUCUUCCCGCAGUCCUAAUAUUGGACAGAUCCUAAUUUCAGGCAGCAGUCUACUGGAAAUCUAGUGCACUACAGAGGGGGCAGGAAGCCUUCAGGAUACAGCCCUUUUAGGAAAUGAUCAACUGCCAGUUAGAACUUUAGUACACUACGUAGGGUGUAUGGAGUAAGGUGUAGGGAGCGGGAUUAAGAGCAUAAUGACACUAAAACUGUGUGACUAAAAUCAGUUAUAGAUACUGAAAUACCGCUAGUGUGAGAUGGAAAUGUAUAACUAUUACAGCUAACAGAUGUUAUAAUCCAACACUAACACUGUUACCUUUGUGUGUGCGUGCGUGUGUGUUAAUGAGCUCAAUAUACUCUGAAACACUAACCUACACCAUGUAUAACAUAAUAAAGAGUGUCUGAGUCUA
This is a messenger RNA of Ictalurus punctatus (channel catfish), 6033 nucleotides long. It is a transcript of the gene lifra, whose product is annotated as LIF receptor subunit alpha a. The transcript is spliced from 18 exons. The record is from RefSeq and is a predicted model, not a curated record. Gene Ontology annotation, molecular function: protein binding. Lineage: Eukaryota; Metazoa; Chordata; Actinopteri; Siluriformes; Ictaluridae. Bases 208 to 2952 code for a protein of 914 amino acids.